Molecule: messenger RNA, 1749 nt
Organism: Rhipicephalus microplus (southern cattle tick)
Lineage: Eukaryota; Metazoa; Arthropoda; Arachnida; Ixodida; Ixodidae
Source: RefSeq, a predicted model, not a curated record
AUGGGUGGUGGCGGUUGCAGUGUCCAGGUGCGUGAGCUGUUCAACUUCUGGCUCGCACUUCGAGUUCCGCGUGAGCUGCGCGAGAAGCGUUCAGCUAUAUGCGUGUCCAUCAGCAAUGACACGGUCAUCAAAUUCGAGUUCAUCCAGUUACAGUGCUCCGACGCCGAGGGUGUGCUCGUGUACAAAAACUACCACGCCUUCGUGAUUCGCAAGCCGGCAGUCGAGAGGCGCUGCGCUCGUAGCCUAGGACGGCAGCCCACAGAUGGAGCCAACGACAGCGACUUGGGGGAAACGGUGUCGAAGCGCGGCAGACGUGCCUAUAGUGUGCUGUUGGUGGGAGCCGACUCACUCUCGCGCAACAAUAUGAAACGCUCACAUGCAAAAACGGUCAAGUACCUAGAAUCGCGAAUGGGAGCAGUGUGGUUGAACGGAAUGAACGCACUGGGCGAGAACACGCUGGAGAACAUCGUGCCCCUUCUCAUCGGGCAGCACAUACACGAAGUGAACAAAAGCUGCAGGCAAAGCGACUAUAAGGUCUGGGACAACUGCACGUUUCUCUGGACGUUAUUCGCCAACGCGGGCUACCGCACCUUGUACGCCGAAGACAACACUGAAAUAUCGACGUUCAAUUACCUGAAGCCCGGUUUCGGACAACAGCCUACAGAUUACUACAUGCGGCCCUUUCUCCUUCAAUUUGAAAAGGAGAUGGGUUAUCACAAGCCCCUGAACUGCUACACUUGUGUGGGCCCAUAUCAGCUAGCUCAAGUGGUGCUAAACUACACGCGCGACUUCGCCAUCACAUUCAGGGACAAGCCGUACUUCGCCUUCACCUGGAUCAACUCUCUGACGCACGACUAUGCUUCUACACACUGGGGCGGAGACGAGAUCUUUCUCAAGUUCUUUGAGUCGCUGUACGAGGGCGACCACCUGAGAGAUACCAUCGUCGUGUUCCUGAGUGACCACGGCAUGCGCUGGGGCAGCAUACGACGCACGUUCGUCGGUCUGCUCGAGGGCCGCCUGCCUGGCUACCUGUGGUACCUGCCUCGCAGUCUCACGCUCCACCACCCAGACCUCUUGCGAGGGCUCAAGGAGAACGCUCACCGCCUGACCACGCCCCUGGACGUUCACGCGACGCUGCGAGGAGUGCUGGAAGAUUUCCAGCUCCUGGACGCACCCAGCACCCAGCCAUUUCUGCGGGAAACACGGCGCAAGUACGACGGCUUUCGGAUGGCAUCGCUGUUCACUCCGGUUCCCUUGAACCGAACGUGUGACGACACCGGCAUGGAGAAACAAUGGUGCUCGUGUCUGCGCCGAACAGCCAUUUCGACGUCAUUGCGGCCAGUGCCUCAGGUGGCUGAGGCAGUUGUCCGCUAUAUCAACCUCAUACUCAAACCGUACGCACCACUUUGCGCUCGACUACGCCUCAAGCGUGUUGAUAGCGCAUACGCUCACACAAUCGAAGACCCAAGGGAUAGCGUCAGCUACAAGCCGCUGUGGUUCGAGCAGUUAUUUCCUUUCGGUCGGAGAAGAGACGUCCGGGAGUACACCGUCAGCCUCGUGGCGACUCCUGGCGAGGCGGUGUUCGAGGCGACGGCGCGCGUUUUCGGCAAUUCCGUCACCGUCAUGGGAGAAGUUCUGCGCAUCUCUCUGUACGGAAACACCUCGCACUGCGUGCCCACUAUGCCGUUCCGAAAGUUCUGCUACUGCUUGCGGCCCGCCUCUACGUCGGAGUUAGCACGGCGGCGCUGA